Molecule: messenger RNA, 1075 nt
Organism: Amoebophrya sp. A25
Lineage: Eukaryota; Dinophyceae; Syndiniales; Amoebophryaceae
Source: the annotation of a GenBank genome assembly
AUGAAGUCCAGUGCUCCUCUUGCUUACUCGGCGUGUAGUCGUGGCGGCAUUUUGGGACCAUCGCCAACAGCAUGCUUCUCCAAGAAGUUCAAGCGCCCGCCAUCGCCGAACUAUGAUAAGUUAUGAGAAUGAUCGGUCUCUCGUGGGACUGUAGUAGACCGUCGUACGGGUAUGAUAUGCUGAUAUUGAUUCGCAAUUCGUUGCCUGAACGAAAGUCUAGAGAUGAAAGGUUUCAUUCCUCGUGCUAAUUCUAUGAGGAAACUACCUCGAUGACAUCCUCGAGGGCUAUAAGUGAAUUGUAAUGUGUACUACGUCGUCGUCUUUCUAGAAGUAUUCACAUAAUGUACAACGAAAUCUUCAUCUAAUGCCCAUUCGAGAUGUUAUUUACCAAAAAUUUCAACCAGUGCAGUUUUACUUGAACAACGACGGAGAAGGCGGUCCAUACGUCUUCGACCAGCAUUUUAAGGGGCUGCUUUGCUCACCCAAAUUCGAAGGCGUCGACCCGAUUGAAAUGUAUAAGAUGGUUAUGAACGACAAAGAAAGCCACUAGCAAGCUACGCUAAGUGAGAACGAGAUCAUUUGUGAGUGUUAUGAUUAGACAACUAGACUUUCUUCAUCUUCAGCAUCUCUUUCUUCUUCUUGUUGUCAGAUUGAUACUGGAUAGAAAAGUCAAAUGUUGACAAGAUUCUACCAAUUUCUAACCUCUUCGAACGUGAAAUGGCACAGAUAGGGCUAGCUGGACGCGUCAGGCUGAACUGUCAACCGCCCAGCCGGUUUCACAUGCUACACCGCACAGUACGGAAACGAUGGGGGAUAGAUUGCUGACAGCGCUCCUGGCGAAUGGAUUUUUGCGGAGGACUGUGUUCGAACUAAAUUCUCUUUCUCACAUUCAGUGAGGCAUAUUAUUCGGAUGAAAUCCUCAUAAGAAUGCACCAUCCAACUUCGAAUCUGAACAUUCAUGUCGUCCUUGCGAACUACUUGAGCAAGUAGACUUCUCUGCAGCGGAGAGAAAACUUCUUGAUUGGUGGAUCCGUCUUUCAUGUUGUGCUCGUCCCGUUGAUGAUGGGUGCAGCCU